Molecule: messenger RNA, 7789 nt
Organism: Artibeus jamaicensis (Jamaican fruit-eating bat)
Lineage: Eukaryota; Metazoa; Chordata; Mammalia; Chiroptera; Phyllostomidae
Gene: UBR1
Product: ubiquitin protein ligase E3 component n-recognin 1
Exons: 47
Coding region: 64-5352 (1762 amino acids)
Biological process (GO): protein ubiquitination; ubiquitin-dependent protein catabolic process via the N-end rule pathway
Cellular component (GO): cytoplasm; ubiquitin ligase complex
Molecular function (GO): zinc ion binding; ubiquitin protein ligase activity
Source: RefSeq, a predicted model, not a curated record
UGUCGUCCCUCGGCUCCGGGACUGGCCACAGGUUUCCGCUUGCCUCCGGCCGGGGGUCUGCCAAUGCAAGCGUCAGUUUCCCGCAAGAUGGCGGACGAGGAGGCCGGGGCAACGGAGAGGAUGGAAGUCAGCCCGGACUUGCUCCAGACCCCACAGCAACUGGCAUCUUGGUGGGAUCAGCAGGUUGACUUUGAUACUGCUUUCUUGCACCAUUUGGCCCAAUUGGUGCCCGAAAUUUAUUUGGCUGAAAUGGACCCAGACUUGGAAAAGCAGGAGGAAAGUAUACAAACGUCAAUAUUCACUCCACUGGAAUGGUAUUUAUUUGGAGAAGAUCCAGAUAUUUGUUUAGAGAAAUUAAAACAUAGUGGAGCAUUUCAACUCUGUGGUAAGGUUUUCAAAAGUGGAGAAACAACAUAUUCUUGUAGAGAUUGUGCAAUUGAUCCAACAUGUGUACUCUGUAUGGACUGCUUCCAGAAUAGUGUUCAUAAAAAUCAUCGUUACAAGAUGCACACUUCUAGUGGAGGAGGGUUUUGUGACUGUGGAGACACAGAGGCCUGGAAAACUGGGCCUUUUUGUGUAAGUCAUGAACCGGGAGCAGCAGGUACUACAAAAGAGAACUUACGUUGUCCAUUGAAUGAAGAGGUAAUUGCCCAAGCCAGGAAGCUGUUCCCUUCAGUUAUAAAAUACAUUGUAGAAAUGACUAUAUGGGAAGAGGAAAAAGAACUGCCUUCUGAACUCCAGAUAAGGGAGAAAAAUGAAAGGUACUAUUGUGUCCUUUUUAAUGAUGAACACCAUUCAUAUGACCAUGUCAUAUACAGUCUACAAAGAGCUCUUGACUGUGAACUUGCAGAGGCCCAGUUGCACACCACUGCCAUAGACAAAGAGGGUCGACGGGCUGUUAAAGCAGGUACUUUUGCUGCUUGCCACGAAGCAAAGGAAGAUAUAAAGAGUCAUUCAGAAAAUGUCUCUCAGCAUCCUCUUCAUGUAGAAGUAUUACACUCUGAGGUUAUGGCUCAUCAGAAAUUUGCUCUACGUCUUGGCUCCUGGAUGAACAAAAUUAUGAGCUAUUCAAGUGAUUUUAGACAGAUCUUUUGCCAAGCAUGCCUUAGAGAAGAACCCAGCUCUGAGAAUCCCUGUCUCAUAAGCAGGUUAAUGCUUUGGGAUGCAAAGCUUUAUAAAGGUGCCCGUAAGAUCCUUCACGAAUUGAUCUUCAGCAGUUUUUUUAUGGAGAUGGAAUACAAAAAAUUCUUUGCUAUGGAAUUUGUAAAGUAUUAUAAACAGCUGCAGAAAGAGUAUAUCAGUGAUGAUCAUGACAGAAGUAUCUCUGUAACUGCACUUUCAGUGCAGAUGUUUACUGUUCCUACUCUGGCUCGACAUCUUAUUGAAGAGCAGAAUGUUAUUUCUGUCAUUACUGAAACUCUACUAGAAGUUUUGCCUGAGUACUUGGAUAGGAACAACAAAUUCAACUUCCAGGGUUAUAGCCAGGACAAACUGGGAAGAGUGUAUGCUGUAAUAUGUGAUCUAAAGUAUAUUUUAAUCAGCAAGCCCACAGUAUGGACAGAAAGAUUAAGAAUGCAAUUCCUUAAAGGUUUUCAAUCUUUUCUGAAGAUUCUCACCUGUAUGCAGGGAAUGGAAGAAAUCAGAAGACAGGUUGGACAACACAUAGAAGUGGAUCCUGACUGGGAGGCUGCCAUUGCUAUACAGAUGCAAUUGAAGAAUAUUUUACUCAUGUUCCAAGAGUGGUGUGCUUGUGAUGAAGAACUCUUACUAGUGGCUUAUAAAGAAUGUCACAAAGCUGUGAUGAGGUGUAGUACAAGUUUUAUGUCUAGUAGCAAGACAGUAGUACAAUUGUGUGGUCAUACUUUGGAAACUAAGUCCUACAGAGUAUCUGAAGAUCUUAUCAGCAUACAUCUUCCACUCUCUAGGACUCUUGCUGGUCUUCACGUGCAUUUGAGCAGGCUGGGUGCUGUUGCAAGACUGCAUGAAUUUGUGCCUUUUGAGGACUUUCAAGUAGAAGUUUUAGUGGAAUAUCCUUUGCGUUGUCUGGUACUGGUUGCCCAGGUUGUUGCUGAGAUGUGGCGAAGAAAUGGGCUCUCUCUCAUUAGCCAGGUAUAUUAUUACCAAGAUGUUAAGUGCAGAGAAGAAAUGUAUGAUAAAGAUAUAAUCAUGCUUCAGAUUGGUGCGUCUUUAAUGGAUCCCAACAAGUUCUUAUUACUGGUGCUUCAGAGGUAUGAACUUGCUCAUGCUUUUAACAAGACCAUAUCCACAAAAGACCAGGAUUUGAUUACACAGUAUAAUACUUUAAUAGAAGAAAUGCUUCAAGUCCUCAUCUAUAUUGUGGGAGAGCGUUACGUACCUGGAGUGGGGAAUGUGACCAAAGAAGAGGUCACAAUGAGAGAAAUUAUUCACUUGCUUUGUAUUGGACCCAUGCCACACAGUGCCAUUGCCAAAUAUUUACCAGAGAAUGAAAAUAAUGAAACUGGCUUAGAGAAUGUCAUAAACAAAGUGGCCACAUUUAAGAAACCAGGUGUGUCAGGCCAUGGAGUUUAUGAACUGAAAGAUGAAUCAUUGAAAGACUUCAAUAUGUACUUUUAUCAUUACUCCAAAUCACAGCAUAGCAAGGCUGAACAUAUACAGAAGAAAAAGAGAAAACAAGAAAACAAAGAUGAAGCAUUGCCACCACCACCACCUCCUGAAUUCUGCCCUGCUUUCAGCAAAGUGGUUAACCUUCUAGAUUGUGAUAUCAUGAUGUACAUUCUCAGGACCAUAUUUGAGCGGGCAUUAGACAAAGAUUCUAACUUGUGGACUGAACGGAUGCUCCAGAUGGCAUUUCAUAUUCUGGCAUUGGGCUUACUAGAAGAAAAACAACAGCUUCAAAAAGCCCCUGAAGAAGAAGUGACAUUUGACUUUUACCAUAAGGCUUCAAGAUUAGGAAGUUCAGCCAUGAAUGCUCAGAACAUACAAAUGCUUUUGGAAAAACUCAAAGGAAUUCCCCAGUUAGAAGGCCAGAAGGACAUGAUAACAUGGAUACUCCAGAUGUUUGACACAGUGAAGCGAUUAAGAGAAAAAUCUUGCUUAAUUGUAGCAGCUUCAUCAGGAUCAGAAUCUAUUAAGAAUGAUGAGAUUAUUCAUGAUAAGGAAAAAGCAGAACGAAAAAGAAAAGCUGAAGCUGCUAGGCUGCAUCGCCAGAAGAUUAUGGCUCAGAUGUCUGCCUUACAGAAAAACUUCAUUGAAACUCACAAACUCAUGUAUGAUAAUAGUGUAUCAGAAAUGUCUGGGAAAGAAGACUCCAUUAUGGAGGAAGAGAGCACCCCAGCAGUCAGUGACUACUCUAGAAUUGCUUUGGGUCCUAAACGGGGUCCGUCUGUUACUGAAAAGGAGGUGCUGACAUGCAUCCUCUGCCAAGAAGAACAAGAGGUGAAAAUAGAAAAUAAUGCCAUGGUAUUAUCGGCCUGUGUCCAGAAAUCCACCGCCUUAACCCAGCACAGGGGAAAACCCAUAGAAUUCUCAGGGGAAUCCCUAGACCCACUUUUCAUGGAUCCAGAUUUGGCAUAUGGAACUUACACAGGAAGCUGUGGUCACGUAAUGCAUGCAGUGUGCUGGCAGAAGUAUUUUGAAGCCGUACAGCUGAGCUUUCAGCAGCGUAUUCAUGUUGACCUUUUUGACUUAGAAAGUGGAGAAUACCUUUGCCCUCUCUGCAAGUCUUUGUGCAAUACUGUGAUCCCCAUUAUUCCUUUGCAACCUCAAACGAUAAACAGUGAGAAUGCAGAAGCUCUUGCUCAACUUUUGACCCUGGCACGAUGGAUACCAACUGUUUUGGCCAGAAUAUCAGGUUAUAAUAUAAAACAUGCUAAAGGAGAAAACCCAGCAAUUCCAGUCCUAUUUGAUCAAGGAAUGGGUGAUUCCACUUUUGAGUUCCAUUCCAUCCUGAGUUAUGGAGUUGAGUCUUCGAUAAAAUAUUCUAAUAGCAUUAAGGAAAUGGUCAUUCUCUUUGCCACAACAAUUUAUAGAAUUGGACUGAAAGUGCCUCCUGAUGAAAUGGACCCUCGAAUCCCCACGAUGACCUGGAGCACAUGUGCUUUCACUAUUCAAGCAAUUGAAAACCUCUUGGGAGAUGAAGGAAAACCUCUGUUUGGAGCACUUCAAAAUAGACAGCAUAAUGGUCUGAAAGCAUUAAUGCAGUUUGCCAUUGCACAGAGGAGCACCUGUCCUCAAGUCCUGAUACAGAAACAUCUGAUUCGUCUCCUAUCAGUUGUUCUUCCUAACCUAAAAUCAGAAGAUACACCUUGCCUUUUAUCUAUAGAUCUAUUUCAUGUAUUGGUCGGUGCUGUGUUAGCAUUCCCAUCCUUGUAUUGGGAUGACACUGUUGAUCUGCAGCCUUCAUCAGUUAGUUCUUCCUAUAACCACCUUUAUCUCUUCCAUUUGAUUACCAUGGCACAUAUGCUUCAGAUACUUCUUACCAUAGACACAGGCCUCCCCCUUGUUCAGGUUCAAGAAGAUAGUGAAGAGGCUCGUUCUGCAUCUUCGUUUUUGGCAGAAGUUUCUCAGUAUAUAAGUGGCUGCAUUGGAUGUGAUAUUCCUGGCUGGUAUUUGUGGGUCUCACUGAAGAAUGGCAUCACCCCUUAUCUUCGUUGUGCUGCAUUGUUUUUCCACUAUUUACUUGGAGUAACUCCACCUGAAGACCUGUUUACCAAUUCUGCAGAAGGAGAGUAUAGUGUACUCUGUAGCUAUCUAUCUUUACCCACAAAUUUAUUCCUACUUUUCCAGGAAUAUUGGCAUACCGUAAAGCCCCUCCUCCAGAGGUGGUGUGCGGAUCCUGCCUUACUAAACUGUUUGAAGCAAAACAGCGCUGUAGUCAGGUACCCUAGAAAAAGAAAUAGAUUAAUAGAGCUUCCUGAUGACUAUAGCUGCCUCCUAAAUCAAGCUUCUCAUUUCAGAUGCCCACGGUCCACAGAUGAUGAGCGGAAGAACCCCGUUCUUUGCCUUUUCUGCGGGGCCAUACUGUGUUCUCAGAACAUUUGCUGCCAAGAAACCGUGAAUGGGGAAGAGGUUGGAGCUUGCAUUUUUCAUGCACUUCACUGUGGAGCUGGAGUCUGCAUUUUCCUGAAGAUCAGAGAAUGCAGAGUGGUCCUAGUUGAAGGGAAAGCCAGAGGCUGUGCCUAUCCAGCUCCUUACUUGGAUGAAUAUGGAGAAACAGAUCCUGGCCUGAAGAGGGGCAACCCCCUUCGUUUAUCUCAUGAGAGGUAUCGGAAGCUCCAUUUGGUGUGGCAACAACACUGCAUAAUAGAAGAGAUUGCUAGGAGCCAGGAAACUAAUCAGAUGUUGUUUGGAUUCAACUGGCAGUCAUUAUGAGCACCAGCUCUGCCUCGGGACAAUCACGAAUGAAGACUAUGUUGAAGACUGAUUCAAAAUUAUGGAGACCUUUCUGAGGGCUGGGGAAGGGUUGGAGGGUCUUUUGCUCCUUGUCCAGUAAGUUGUUUAUAUUGAUAUAUCAAUAAAAUAUUCCUUAAUGGAGUAUUGCUUUCAAUUAGUGAACAUAUCCUUAAAAGGAAAAAAGAAGAUAGACUAAUUUGUUUUAUGUUUUAGAACACUAAAGGAAUGCUUCUUUACCCCAAAUGUCUGAUUCUGCUAAUAUAUGAAGAAAACCCAUUUCCCUUCCUAAUCUUUCCCAUUUCAUUUCAUCUCCCUGAUCAUUGAAGUUACAUCAAGCCGUUUUGAACAUUUUUAUGUGUUAAUUGGAUCACCAAUAAAAUUCUAGUAAUUUGUGAUUUACUUCCUAUGAGGUAAGAGAAAUUGCAGAAACCAUGCAGUAUACUUUGAGAAAGUUCUGUAGCUCAGAAAAUUUUCAAAAAAGUACAUUUUUAAUCAUUUUUCUUUUAAAAAAAUACCCCUAAUGUACCACUUAUUAUUUCAGUCAGAAAUUAAAUCAAAUCUCUAUAUGGACAGAGUUGUCAUUUCUAAGGUAAAUUUUUGCCAGCAAAGAAAAGCUUUUUCCCCCGCUGUAGACCUCAGUAAGCGUUAGGAUAGUGCAUUCAUUAUUCAUUCCUCAUGAGACAGAGUCUACCUAUGAUCCUCACCUCUGACCUCAAAUAGCUUUGUGGGGUUUUGAAAUUACACUUUCCAUUUUCCAAAGGCAAGUUUCCAAAAUGAGUUCACUUGUCUCUUGAUGUGGUAUCAUCAUAUUUGAUUCUUAGAAACCUGAUGCAGUUCUGAUGUAAACUAUCUACAAAACAAAGAAAAUUCCCUCAGUGAAUAAAGCAUGACUGCUAUAAAUUAGAACAAUCAGAUUUAAGCCUAUUCUGCAACCUCCUGUCUUUGUACAAGACUGAUUUCUUCGUUUGUUAUCUGUGUGUACCUUUUCAUGAACUCCGGUUGUUAUGACUAAUACAAACAACCAGAAAAGCCAUGUGAUCCAUAGUCUGUGUCCUGCUGUAACGUGCUGUGGUUGAGCCAUUUUGUUUAUAAAUAAUCAGACUCUCCAAAAUCUGUUCAGUCUUCAACUUUUAUCAAGAACGUGUGUUAUAAAACAGCAGACAGAAGAUAAAUUGAAAUCUUCCAUUUUAGCUCCUGUUAUCUCUGGGGUAAUGAUAGGGGUUUGAAAGAUACAAAGACCAUCUUACUUUGCCUUUGGUGAUUACUGUCAUGUGUGUGUAAACGUUUCCAUGCCUCCUUCUUGCUCAGCAAAGGCAAGCAAAUAAAAAUAUGUUUGUGAAGUGACUGAUGAUGCACAUUUGGGGUUAGUUUUUUUUUUUUUUUCCUAUUACUACAUAAAGUAAAAAAGGUGGAUUUUGCAGUAAGGGAUUGAAUCACAGAAUCAUAGUCAUGAUUGAAUCACAGUCAUGAUUUUCUACUUGAAUAAUUAUUGAGACGGUAUCGGGAAAUAGAUUCAACUGCACUGAACAAUUUGUAACAAGUGCUGGGUGAGGAUCAGGAAAUUCAGUAUUCAGUUUGCCAAAUUUGCCAAUAUGAUUAAGUGAUUAGAACAUUUUUCUUUAUUUCUUAAAUAAUUUUGUUGGAUGGAUUGGCUGACUAGAAAGCCUGAGCCAGAGUAGGCAACAGAAGACUCUGACUUCUGCCCUAAUUGAUUGCCCCCAGUUUAGCAAAGAGAAACUGACUUUUUAUUUCUAGUCUUUUUCUACUCACUUCAUAAAUUCUGGGGUUAAGCUCUCAAACUGCCAGGGGGACUAUCCUGCAAUGGCCAGUCAGACCUUUACUGCCAAAGAACCUAUUUCAUACUGAGUUCUGCUUGUUGAGACUGAUGCAGAUCUCUGCACUGUGGAUGAGUGUGUGUCUCUGUGCUGCCCCAGCCCAAGGGAUUUCCAAGUAUCCUCAAAUACCCUAGUGGUCUGCUUGCAUCACUGGAAGCAGUUUAAUUAUGCUUAUGAAGUUUACUGACAGUGAGCCAAAAGUCACUUUACUUACCUUAAGGUAGAAUGUGGAGGAACUAGUUCAACAGGAUGGCUCCAAAACUGUGUUGUAUUUUUUAAUGUCUGAUAAGGGGCUGGCAGGACUUUUUAUGAUAGGGUGAAUAAAAACAUAUCUGUAUAGAUAAAUUAUUAUGUUGGUAUAUGGGCUGUGAGUUCACUGUUUAGUGGUCAUUUGUCAUUUCAUAACAACUAUGCAUUUGGUUCACUGUGAUGAUGAUCUGUAUUUAGUGACUGCAACAUGUUUAUACCACUGAUUCAAAUUCCAUCCAUGAUGAAGUUAUACAAAUAAUGCAUAUAUUGAUAUCUUUUAUUGCAGAAUGUAAAUUUUAAACUUGUAUAAUGUUCUUGUGCUUUUUGAAAUA